Messenger RNA from Vidua chalybeata, 3221 nucleotides. It is a transcript of the gene WDR27, whose product is annotated as WD repeat domain 27. The record is from RefSeq and is a predicted model, not a curated record. Gene Ontology annotation, molecular function: protein binding. Lineage: Eukaryota; Metazoa; Chordata; Aves; Passeriformes; Viduidae.
CGUUCGCAGCCGCAGGAUGGAGGGCGCCGGGGCCCGCUGCGCCUCUGGAGGAAGCCGUGAUGCUGACGUUGUCUGCGAAAAACGCUUGUUUAAAGGCAAACUGCCAGAGCUUCUCUUUCAGCUCGCAUGCAGUCACCACCACUGUGCUUUCCCUGUGAGUCGCAAUGAGUUGUGCGUCUGGAACACAGCCACUGCUCAGCCAUUAUAUUUGUCAGGGCAUCAUGACUCAGUUUCUGCAUUGUCAUUUGGAAGUAAAAUCAAUCCGCUUCUUGUCUGCUCUGCCUCUCAUGAAUGUGUGAUAGUGUGGAAUCUUGAUGAAUGUACGCAGAAAGUGCAAGAAGGGUUUACACCUCGAGGAAUUGUUAUAGGAACUCUUUUGGGAAUGGUGCUUCAUAUCAGAUUUAGUCCAGAUGAUCAACAAGUGGCAGUAUGUGCUGGAAAUCAGAUCUACAUGUUAAGUGCAAAGGGUGAAGCUAUACUAGCUGAAUUGGAUGGACACCUGGCUCCGGUGACUGCUGCUGAGUUUUGCACAUGGGAGAAAAGUAUUCUCAUAUCAGUGUCAGAAGACAGAACCUUUAAGGUGUGGGACUAGUCUACCAGUCAGUUAAUAUAUCAGUCAGGAAUAAUAACAACAGCAUUUCCUUUGCUAAGUCUGCUAAUUGAUGAAGAAAACAAACAGAUUAUCACUGGAUGUGCUGAGGGACAGCUUUGGAUCUUCAGUUUAAUCAGUGAUCAUAAUUACCGUUGCGUAGCACAUAUCGACUUAAAGAAAGAGCAAGAGAAAUUCUGUAAUAAAGUGUGGAAAUCUGGCAAAGAGAUAGGUGAAGGGCAAAAUAAUUCCAAGCUUUGCAAAACUGACAAGAUGAGACCAGAAGGAUUAGUGGAAACAUCAUUGCCUAUCCUCUUAAUUGAGCAUUGUGACUUUUUUGUAUGUUUCCAUAAUGAAGAAAAUACAUAUUCUUCCCAGAAUACUGGCUAUUUUUGGAUAGGAACCUCUACUGGCUUGUCAAUAAUUAAUUUGGCAAACUUUGAAUUAGAAGCUCUUUUAUCUUACAGAGAUUACAGUGACCUCAGCAUUUGGAUUGCCAUAUCAUGUGCAUUAACAAGGAAGGCAGUUAAUGGAAAGGUUUUAUGCUUGAUUGCCUCGAUGUUUGAAGAUAUGAUUUCUGUGUUGGAAGUUAACCUUCCUGAAUUGGUGAGAACUCAGCACAGUGAUUUUUUUCCAUGUGGAAAUGAGAAAAGUCUAUCAGUUAUUGCCAGGGGUACUUUAUUGGCAAAUUCUCCAUUGUGUAAAGGUUUAAAGAAGAACAUGAAAGAACCUUCUAGUUAAACACUUGUACUAAAGAACACAGUGAAGGAUAAACCUUUGGUUUUCCAUAAUAAAAUUAAGUCAUCAGGAUAUACAGUAGCACCAAGAAUGGCCAUGUUUUCUCCAAAUACUAACCUGAAAAAAAAGGCAUCUAAGUGGAAGACCAGUUGUAAAUGUGAAAAUAAAGAAUAUCCAUUGGAAAGUUAUCCUCCAAUCAAAUAUGAGAAAGAGAUAUCUGUUACUUGUAAACCAACCCCAAUUUUUUGUCUUCAAUAUUCUGGGGAUGGAGAGCUGUUGGCUUGUGGCCAGGCUGACAAAAGUCUGCUGAUAUUCAAUUCCAAUCUCGCUGAUGUACAUGAUGUUUUUUCAGGUCAUGAUGGUGCAGUUAACUCUGUUGGCUGGAGUCAUGACAGGAAGUGGUUAGUUUCUGCAUCAGAAGACAGAACUUUAAGGGUCUGGUCAGUCUGCAAUAAGAAAACUGCCCUAAUUCUGGGUAAAGAGAAGUUCCAUAAGACUGUACACUUUGCACAGUUUUAUUUUAUAGAUACAUUUCUAUUGCUGUGUUGUGGAGCUGAAUUUCAUCUAUUAAGUUUCCAUCUAGACACAACCAAGGAUGACCUAAAACGGUACAAACAGAAGAGUGUUUCCAAAUUGGUACAGAAAUUUCCCAUGACUUCAGCAAUGGCAAUUACCAGCCUUUCAGCAGUAAAUGAGUUCUAUUCUUAUAUUGUACUUACAGCUGGCAGCAACCGAGCAUUGGAAGUUUUUGACCUCAAUGCAGGCUGCAGCACAGCAGUGAUACAGGAAGCUCAUGUUAGAUCAGUCCAUCAGAUCUGCCAAAACAAGGGAUCAUCCUUCAGCACUCAGCAACCUGAAGCUUACAACCUUUUCCUGACCACAGCUGCAGGUGAUGGCAUCAAACUGUGGGAUUUAAGAACACUGAGGUGUGAACGUCGUUUUGAAGGGCACAGUAGCCACUGCUACCCAUGUGGAAUUGCAGUAUCUCCCUGUGGACGCUUUAUAGCCAGUGGAUCAGAUGACAAAUACGCUUACGUGUAUGAAAUGUGUUCAAGCACUUUUUUAUGUAAACUGGGGAGACACACAGAAUCUGUAAUCAAUGUCAGUUUUAAUCUCUCAUCUCCACAGGGUGAACAUGAUGUAUUUCUGGUCUUUGGAUUCAGCAAUGUUAUAUUCAAUCAAAUGCUCACCACAGCCACCUUGGAUGGCAAACUCCAAUUGUUUCUACCCUGAUACUUGCCAACCUGUGGAGCUUUGGCCAUGGUACUCUGAGAAUAAUGACUUGCUGAGAGAAAGGAGACUGGUAACUGGCCAGAAGCAAGUAGCAUAAUAUUCCCUUUUAAACUACAGUUUUCUUCUGAUAUUAUUUUCAGGAAGUUCCUCAAGCUGUUCUCAAAGUUUUUCUGCUGUACAGUCUGUUUCCUUUAUUGCAAAAAAUAAGGAUGAAAGAUCACGAAAAGCAGGAGACUACUCAUUCUGACUUCAUUGUAGCAAAUCACCGCAGAAGUGACUUUCAAAGGUCUUCUUGGGUUCUUAUAGUUAGGUGCAUUCUGAAGUGCUUUGCUAGACUUUAGUCUAGACUGAAAAUUCAAGUAAAAUAACAAGCGCUCCAUUUUUAAAGUUAGAUCUGUUUGUGACAAAUUUUUAAAUUAGUCUGAAAGAAAGAAGGAUUGUAUGUCUUUCUGAAAUGCCAUGAAAGUCCUUCUGCUAUACUUUGGUGUUACUGGAAUCAGCAUGAAUGUUGUUUGACAUUAGAAUUUUGCUGUUAUACUAUUUAUACCACAUUUUGUAAAUUUCUUAGGGAACAUGUGACAAGUGUCUUCUCUUUAAAAUAAACUAUUUCUGUCUUUUAAAUAUCUAUUAAAUAUUUUCAAAAAUGUUAAAAUAAUUUAAA